Messenger RNA from Fimicolochytrium jonesii, 1006 nucleotides. RefSeq lists its product as uncharacterized. Gene Ontology annotation, cellular component: nucleolus; exosome (RNase complex). Lineage: Eukaryota; Fungi; Chytridiomycota; Chytridiomycetes; Spizellomycetales; Powellomycetaceae. Gene Ontology annotation, biological process: regulation of gene expression; maturation of 5.8S rRNA. Gene Ontology annotation, molecular function: DNA binding; RNA binding. The coding region runs from base 1 to 606 and encodes 201 amino acids. The transcript has 4 exons. The record is from RefSeq and is a predicted model, not a curated record.
AUGCCUGUUGAGCAGGAGGACCAGGACGCUUCUGCCGUCCUCACAGGGCAAAUGGCGAACUUCGAGAAGGCCGUUACCAACUUGACGAGCCUCCUUGAUCCGGUGCUGGAUGCGCCGCUGGAUCAGCUGUUGGCCACUCUGGACGCCUUCGAUCGUGCGAAACUCGAAGUGCUGCUUGCCUUUGCGCUGAAUACCAUUACUUUCGUUUAUCUGAGAACACAAGGGCACAGUACGAAAGAGCACCCAGUAAAGAUUGAGCUGGACCGGGUGAAAGAGUACUUCAAGAAGCUGAAGGAUGCCGCCGGAUUGAACAAACCUACCAUGAGAAUUGACAAAGGAGCGGCGAAGCGUUUCAUCAACAACUCACUGAUAGCAAAUUCGGAAGUUAACGAGGAAGUGAAGAAACGGAAACUGGAACAAGACGCGGAUGAUUUCCUACGGAAUCUACAAAUACCAGAGAUACCGGCAGCGAAAGCAAACGCCCCUUCCACACUGCCAACAUCAGGCGCCAGCACACCAGAUUCCAGGAGUGAAGCAGGAGACGAGAAGGGACCAGCGAAGAAGAAGAAGAAGACAAAGAAGAAGGACCGAAAGGAAGCCGCGUGAGGGCACCGCGCGUCAGGGCGAAAAGGACGACCUCGUCUUUAAUCUCUGCCAUCCAUCACAAUGCUGAGCGAGCCGAUGUCGGUCACGACGACAUCUUGUUACGACGAUGAAGCCGGCACGACGCAUUCUCAUCACGUAGGAGCGACAAUCUAUAUAUCGUCAUCCCAUGAGAAUCACACCUUCGUUCCUUUUACGCCAUUGUACAAAUCCUAACUUAAAUUAUCAUUGGUAUCGAUUGGUUUCUGCUCGUGGCUAUUUAGGGACCAAACGGCGUGGGCAUCGCCUGUAUGUAGCUACUCCGACCCGGGAUCCCUCGAGUUCGUAUAUGUAGUUGGGUCCGCUUCGCCGUCUACUGGCAUUAUAUACGGAAUAGCUUGAAGUCUUUGUUUCCGUUUUGGCG